Tachyglossus aculeatus (Australian echidna) is the source of this 2691-nucleotide messenger RNA. It is a transcript of the gene GOLPH3, whose product is annotated as golgi phosphoprotein 3. Gene Ontology annotation, molecular function: phosphatidylinositol-4-phosphate binding. NCBI's taxonomy places the organism in Eukaryota, Metazoa, Chordata, Mammalia, Monotremata, Tachyglossidae. Gene Ontology annotation, biological process: Golgi to plasma membrane protein transport; retrograde vesicle-mediated transport, Golgi to endoplasmic reticulum; Golgi vesicle budding. The record is from RefSeq and is a predicted model, not a curated record. Bases 167 to 1135 code for a protein of 322 amino acids. Gene Ontology annotation, cellular component: trans-Golgi network; Golgi cisterna; cytosol. The transcript is spliced from 4 exons.
GGGGCGGCCCCGUCCUUCCUGCCCCUUCCUCCCGCCUUCCCUCAUGCCUGAGGCGGCCGGACGGCGACCCCGGGGCUGAGGCUGCCGGCGGCGGGGCCGCCGGUCGCCCGCCCUCCCUGAGCGUGUGGCGCUGCGGGGCCUUCCCCCCGGGGGCCGGCCGGCCGCCAUGACAUCCCUGACCCAGCGCAGCUCGGGCCUGGUGCAGCGCCGCACCGAGGCCUCCCGCAGCGCCGCCGACAAGGAGCGGGCCGGGACCGGCGGAGGAGCAGGAGGAGGAGGAGGAGGAACGGCCGCCUCAGCGGGAGGAGGAGGAGGAGGAGGAGGGAGCGGAGCAGGAGGGGAGGACGACGACGAGCCCACCCGCCGCCACGACCAGGACGACGGCGACGACAAGGGCGACUCCAAGGAGACGCGCCUCACCCUCAUGGAGGAGGUGCUGCUCCUGGGCCUCAAGGACCGAGAGGGUUACACAUCAUUUUGGAAUGACUGCAUAUCCUCUGGAUUACGUGGCUGUAUGCUAAUUGAGUUGGCUUUGAGACGGCGUCUGCAACUGGAGGCUUGUGGAAUGAGACGCAAAAGUCUUUUAACAAGAAAGGUGAUCUGUAAAUCAGAUGCCCCAACUGGUGAUGUUCUCUUGGAUGAAGCCUUAAAGCAUGUUAAGGAGACUCAGCCUCCAGAAACAGUCCAGAACUGGAUCGAACUGCUGAGUGGGGAGACAUGGAAUCCAUUAAAACUGCAUUACCAGCUAAGAAAUGUACGUGAACGAUUAGCUAAAAACCUGGUGGAAAAAGGUGUACUGACAACAGAGAAACAGAACUUCCUUCUCUUUGACAUGACGACGCACCCACUCACCAACAACAACAUUAAGCAGCGCCUCAUCAAGAAAGUCCAAGAAGCAGUCCUUGACAAAUGGGUGAACGACCCUCACCGCAUGGACAAGCGUUUGCUGGCUCUUAUUUACCUAGCUCAUGCUUCAGAUGUCCUUGAGAACGCUUUUGCCCCCCUUUUGGAUGAGCAGUACGAUUUAGCCACAAAAAGAGUGCGGCAGCUUCUGGAUUUAGACCCUGAAGUUGAAUGUAUGAAGGCCAACACUAAUGAGGUCUUGUGGGCGGUAGUGGCAGCCUUCACCAAGUAACUGUUCUCCAGCUGAAGUGUUCUUCUCGUUCCUUUCUGUGAAUCAAUUGUUUUCUUCUCCCAAAUUCAUGUUUUCUGUCCUUCGUAUCUUCUCAUUUCAUAAAUUGGCUCAUUUCGUGGAAAUGAUGGGGGGUUUACCCUUUUCUUUGCGCCUGUAUGCGGGAUUCUGCUGGUUAUAAGAGACCUUCCUGUUUUUCUUCAACUUACUGCCAUAUUGGCAUUGCAUUUCAUAUUGAAUUCCAGCUCCUUGUGAUGAUCACUGUACCUAUUUUUCCUUUCUUGGUUCCUGGAAUGUUUUGAUUCUCCAAGUACCUCUAAUGCCGCAUGCACCUCUUUUUGGAUUACCUCAUUUUGAGUUCCUCCCCGUGUGCAUGUGCCUCUAGCACUCUGCAGUACAAUUCAGACAAAAGUCACAAAAAGGCCUUUAACUCACCAAAGUUAAAUAUCCGCAUCUAUUAGGGUAUUUUAUACAUAGACUUCAGUUGAGAUGUGUAUGUAGCGAAAUUAUUUUCAAAUUGAAGCCGCUCAAUAAAUAGUAUGAAAGGCCCCUUGGAGUGUUCUUCCCUUGUGAAUCUAUCGUAUGCUGAUCUCUGUUCUGGUUUUAACGACUGAAUCAUUAGGCUCUUGUCAAAAGGUCCACCUGUUUCACACAAAGCAAAUUUGGGAUGGGAUGCAUUCCAGUGUGUUCUGUAUAUAGUUUGAAUUAUAUAUUAACAUCUUCCUCCACCCUAGUAUUUAGCAUAAUUCAGUUAGCGGUACACCUGAUGUUCCCUUCUUGCUUUCUGCCACUGGGAGAAGAGAAACCUCUUACCAAGGGGUGUGUGUGUGGCGGGUGUGUGUGUGUGUGUGUGUGUGUACUUGAGCUCAAUGCCUACUGACCUGUGCCGCUUACGGUGCUUUCUGCCUAUGCAUCUCCUUGGUGGAUGACUGCUGUAUGGAAAGAGACUUCAUUCCGUCACCCUGUCUAUAUCUAUUUCUGAAUGGAAGAGGCUUGUGACCAGUACAGAUCUUGAGUACAGUUUUUUUUAAAUUUCGUCGGUCCAUAAGUUUAACCGUUUGUCUCUCUUAAAUGUCAUUUAUUCUACUUAACACUUUCAGGAAAAAAAAAAAAUCAAAAGUCUAUCCUAGCAGGUGUUGCAUGUAAAUUUUUAGCAGGUAAUGACUACAGCUCAGAUGAUACGAUUUCUGUAACACAAAGCUCUGCUAUGUUUUAAAUUUUUUUAUACAAUAUGCUAAUUAGCACAUGGUAAAAAAUAUAAACCUUGGCUUUUUUAAGUCUAUUAUCACUUAUUUACCACUGCUUGUCAUAUCACCGUUGGUUUCACAAUGUAAAUACUACACAUUGAACAAAUUGAACAUCAAAAUUUUUUUUAUCAUCAUAGUGCAUAUUAAUAGUGGGGCUUUCAGGUGUUUAGAAGUUUUUUUUUGGUUAACAUUCAGAGCAAAAAUACUAGGUGGUGUAUAACUGUAGAGAUGAAAUUUAAGGGAUCCUUAAUCUGUAUACUAGCUUUUUAUCUACAGUAAAUAAACUAUGAUCUUGAAAGUGCCUGAACCAGA